AGUUCGAGGGGGAAUAAUAAAGUGACGUACAAGCCAAGAUGGCGGCUCCCCGCGCCACGAUGAAAUUUUGGAAGCCGGGAACGGAGGCACCGGGGAUCUCAGAGGAACGGGAGCUCACCUCAGAGACCACAGUGUCUCCCAUCAUCUUCAACCCCAACACCGCCCUCUCCAUAGAGAAACAGAGGCAGAAACUCCCUGUUUUUAAGCACAGAAACAACAUUCUAUACUUGGUUGAAAGCCACCAGACUGUAAUCAUAGUUGGUGAGACUGGAUGUGGGAAGACGACACAAAUACCUCAGUACCUGCUGGAGGCUGGCUGGGCCACAGAAGGGAAAGUGAUUGGAGUGACGCAGCCUCGACGUGUGGCUGCAAUCUCUGUGGCUAACCGUGUUGCAGAGGAGCGAGGGGCCCUGCUGGGACACGAGGUUGGCUACACCAUCCGGUUCGAUGACUGCUCUGAUCCCCAUGCCACAAGGGUUAAGUUUCUAACAGAUGGCAUGCUAGUGAGAGAGAUGAUGGCUGAUCCUCUUUUGAAAAAGUACAGUGUGUUGAUGCUGGAUGAAGCACAUGAGAGAACUCUCUACACAGACAUAGCUAUUGGUCUGCUGAAGAAGAUUCAGAAGAAACGAAGAGACCUACGGGUGAUUGUGGCCUCUGCCACCCUGGAUGCCAAGAACUUCCAUGAAUUCUUUAACCUGAAUGACUCCGGGGAUCCAAACAAGGACACAAGUGCCAUUCUAACAGUAGAGGGACGCACUUUUCCAGUAGAUGUCUUCUACACGGUCAGUCCCGUCCCAGAUUACGUGAAGGCCACGGUAGAGACCGUGAUGAAGAUCCACGAGUCGGAGGAGGAUGGGGAUAUCCUGGCUUUCCUCACUGGACAGGAGGAGGUGGAGAAGGUGGUGUCUCUUCUGCAGGAGCAGGCCAGGGCUUUAUCUCGGUACGGUCUGAAGAAACACCUGAGGAUUUUGCCCAUGUACUCUGGACUUCCCUAUGCCGAUCAGAUGAAGGUCUUUGAGAGAGCACCUUCUAAUGUCCGCAAGAUUGUGGUGGCCACUAACAUCGCUGAAACCUCCAUCACAAUAAGUGGAAUAGUAUUCGUCAUCGACUGUGCAUUUGUGAAGCUGCGUGCGUACAAUCCUUGCACGGCCAUCGAAUCUCUGGUGGUCACGCCCAUCUCCAAGGCUUCAGCCAGCCAGAGGGCAGGCCGAGCCGGACGGAACCGCCCUGGCAAGUGCUUCAGGCUCUACACGGAGGAGGACUUUGAGAAACUGCCGGCCUCUACUGUUCCAGAAAUGCAGCGCUCCAAUUUGGCCCCUGUCAUCCUGCAACUCAAAGCUUUAGGCAUCGACAACGUGCUGCGGUUCAGCUUCCUCUCGCCUCCUCCAGCUCAGACUAUGGUACAAGCUCUGGAACUUCUGU
This is a messenger RNA of Nothobranchius furzeri (turquoise killifish), 1422 nucleotides long. NCBI's taxonomy places the organism in Eukaryota, Metazoa, Chordata, Actinopteri, Cyprinodontiformes, Nothobranchiidae. The record is from RefSeq and is a predicted model, not a curated record.